Messenger RNA from Trematosphaeria pertusa, 503 nucleotides. RefSeq lists its product as uncharacterized. Lineage: Eukaryota; Fungi; Ascomycota; Dothideomycetes; Pleosporales; Trematosphaeriaceae. The transcript has a single exon. The coding region runs from base 122 to 445 and encodes 107 amino acids. The record is from RefSeq and is a predicted model, not a curated record.
AUGGAUAAAUAUACAUUUCCUUUCUUGCAUCGUGCACAGAGAGCAGAAGACGACGCACACGCGAUUUACACGGUACAUCUCAGUAUAUACGAGAAAUGAUCAGGGAGGAACGAUCAGGGCCAUGAUACCCCCGGACAUGUACGGCGAAAGAUCGGCAUUCAUCUCUGCACACAUCUCCUUCCGAUACCACAUACAUAAUUCCCUUGCACGAACGAUCUCGCAUGUUCACAGUCCCGGCGCUGGAGGGCGACUCCCCAUGUUGCACAUAAACGGCCUCGGCUUCUUUUAUUUUCUCGGUUGGCAUAGCAUCUGCAAUUUUCUAUGUUUGGGUGGAUUUCUGAUUACAAUUCGCAAAAACAAAAACAUGUGGAGGAUGCAACAAUUCGCUUUUGCUAUCGAUGGCCCGGGUUCGCAUUUUGAAAGAUUAUUGUUCACUUGUAUAUAAUAACCGCUGUAAUCCUAUUGAGAGUCCAGCUCGCUUGUUAGCCAGGACAUCCAUGCCC